Messenger RNA from Mauremys mutica (yellowpond turtle), 1625 nucleotides. Its product is annotated as olfactory receptor 14A16-like. The transcript is spliced from 8 exons. Gene Ontology annotation, molecular function: olfactory receptor activity; G protein-coupled receptor activity. Lineage: Eukaryota; Metazoa; Chordata; Testudines; Geoemydidae. Gene Ontology annotation, cellular component: membrane. The record is from RefSeq and is a predicted model, not a curated record. The coding region runs from base 675 to 1625 and encodes 316 amino acids. Gene Ontology annotation, biological process: G protein-coupled receptor signaling pathway.
GAGAAGCAUCCCGCAUGUACGUGCUUGAUGAGGCAGGGGACCCUGUCUACCCUCCUGAACCCAUAUGGUCCCCUAAGAACUCCCAAGGGAAGGUGAACCACCAAUUGGUAGGGGGUCUGUGAUGUUUGUGCUGAAGGUACAGUUGUCAAUCCUCUCAGAUGACCACAUUGUCUGUACAUAAGCUGCUGAGAGUAAGGUAGAGAGAGCCUCCGAAUGCCAGAGACAGUUGUGAAUAUUGAAAAAUUAUUUACAAGCAUCAGGUUAGAUCAUACCUAUAAGCAUCUUGGAACUGGAAGAAGGAAGUGCACAACUGCAGGGGCUUUCCAAUAAUAGCUUUGGAAUCGGUGUAUCUGAAAGGAUUCUUAGCUGGAUAUUAAGGGGCAAAGCAGUUGUUAUUCCAGGUUUCGGGUCAAAAGCCAGCAAUUUUUAACAGAUGUCACUUAGGUUCCACUGAGAGCAGAGAGUAAAGGGAGUAGGAUAGCAGAUUUGUGACUGAGGACAAAUGGGAAGACAACAGGACUAGACCACUGCAAUUCACUCAACAUGGAGCUCAACUUUAAAUCAUUCAGAGGCAAAAACCAGUGCAGAAUAUAGUGGCUAACUUAGUGAACAGUGCAUCUGGCUGAGAGGAUAUAGCACCAGUGCAGUGAAAUUGAGUGUGUCUGAAGCAGGUUAUGAACAACCAAACCUCCAUGCCCGAGUUCCUUCUCCUGGGAUUCUCUGACAUUUGGGAGCUGCAGAUUCUACACUUCACAGCGUUUCUAGUGGUCUACCUGGCAGCCUUGAUAGGGAACCUCCUUAUAAUCAUAGUCGUAGCCUUUGACCGACAACUUCACACCCCCAUGUACUUCUUCCUGGUCAACUUAUCCUUCCUAGACCUGUGCUACAUCUCUGUGACUGUCCCCAAAUCCAUGGCCAACUCUCUCAUGGACAGCAGAACAAUUUCUUUCUCAGGGUGUGUCGCCCAACUCUUCUUGGUUGUCACCUUUGCCAUUACGGAGCUAGCAUUACUCACAGUGAUGGCAUACGAUCGCUAUGUUGCAAUCUGCCAUCCCCUCCAUUAUAGGAUGUUAAUGAACAAGGGCAGGUGUGCCCAGAUGGCAGCUGGGGCCUGGCUCAGCAGCAUGAUGUGUGCCGUGAUACACACUGGUAACACAUUUAGGUUACGCUUCUGCCACUCCAACAUGGUUGGCCAGUUCUUCUGUAAUAUCCCACAGCUACUAAAGCUCUCCUGUGGAGAUACACGUGUUAAUGAUAUAGUAAUGCUUGUUCUUGGUUCUGUUUCAGCUGUUUCCUGUUUUGUAUUUAUAUUUGUGUCUUAUAUUCACAUCUUGUUCACGGUGAUGAGAAUCCCCUCCAAGCAGGGCAGGUACAAAGCCUUCUCCACCUGCCUGCCCCACUUGAUUGUUUUCUGUUUGUUUCUUGGCACUUCAACAUUAACGUACAUGGGUCCCAGAUCAAAGUCUUCAAAAGCUUCGGACCUGGUAGCGGCUAUUUUCUAUUCUGUUGUGCCACCAACUGUGAACCCAAUCAUCUACAGCCUGAGAAACAAUGAGAUAAGGGGUGCGCUCAGGAAAAUGUUAAUCGCUCACCAGCCUGGUCCAAUAUGCAUAAGAUGGAUUUAA